Triticum urartu is the source of this 582-nucleotide messenger RNA. Lineage: Eukaryota; Viridiplantae; Streptophyta; Magnoliopsida; Poales; Poaceae. The record is from RefSeq and is a predicted model, not a curated record.
AUGGUUCGCAUAGGAGGUGGUGAAUUCCCUCACAUCAAGGAGCCAGAUUAUCUUAGAGAUGGCCAGUACCGUGUUGAUGCUCAAGCAACUCCAACUAUGUUGAAUUGCCUCAUGUACAAGCUUUGCUAUUACAGGUUUGUUGAAACUGAUGGCAAAGGCUUUGACAGAGUAAGAGGAUAUGAAAUAGGAAAGAAGCAUUUCAAGCUAACACAUUUUGAGGAGGUUUUCACAACCCACCACUGGAUGGUGCGCAUUUAUAAACUGAAACCUCAAAAGAACAGGAUUAGGGGCAAGUUGAAGAAGUCGAAAUCCAGUUCCAAAACUAGUUCAACGCUUGCAGCGGGGCGAAAGAAGAACCCAUGGCAAUGAAGAGAAACCGUGUUCCAUUUACUUGAGGCUUGAUAUUGUAGCUCAACUGCACCAAGUUCAAAAGAACUAGAAUACUACAGAACUAGAUUAGAGAUAUCUGCAUUGUUGUGCUCGUAUUUGACCCCCUAAUGUGUUCUUUCUGGAACCAGCCAAAGUUCUGAUAGAAUUUUUGAUAGACGAGUUAUGUUUUUCUCCCCCUUUGUUGGGACGCUA